AUUGAAGAAAUCGUAUUUUGUGAUCAAUUUUAUAGAAAUAAAAAAAAUGCUAAAUAAUAAAACACGCGUCAUUCAAAGACAUGCGGUGUGAUAUUGUGCAAAAACAAAUAGGAAAUGUUUUGUCUGUCAUUUCGUUCCCACAGAGGCUGAUGGCAUGAGCUAAUCGAUAAUGAGGUUGCUUAUAUUAUUAAGGUGCCACGCCCCCUCCUUGUGUGGAUUUAUGGGGUUCUAGGAAAUACAGUAUUGCCCUGUUAUAAUAACCCUCCUCUCCUGUGGCACGCAUCAAUUCUUCUCUCUUUUCUGGACAGCUAUCUUCACUCUGAGCAACAGCAUGAACCCAAGCCUUCUGGACCACAGCAUGCAUCAUUUCCCCAGCAGCACCUACCCAGAGGACAGAGCAGAGCAUCCUCCCUCCUUUCUACACGACAACACAUGCAACUCGUCCACCCCUCCAUCCUCCUCUCGCUCAAGCGGAGGAUCCCUUAUCUCUAUGCUCCUACAGAAAACCGUUGAGAGUGAACAGACCCUCCUCCAGGAGAGCUCUGCUGCAUAUUACAACCCCGAGGCGCAUAUUUCCUUCUCUGCCUUGACGAGCCCUAGACUGGUGGAUCAUCACAGCAGCACUUCUUCCAAGAGCAGCAGCACCACCAUGGAGCCUCUGUCUCCAGCCAGCCAGGCAUCCACCGGGGCCAGCCCCAAUGGAGCCGGGUGGAACCAGGACUGGACCCUGGAGCUGGGGGAUAGACGUCAGGCAAAGCGUGCCAGAGUAGAGAACAUCAUCAGAGGCAUAGCAGUCUCUCCUCCCAGUCCCAGUGUUCAUUGUACACAUGGAGAAACCACUCCUUCCGAUGACCUUCAGAGUGAGACAGUGGAAAACAAACAGGAGAGCAAAAGGAAACAGAGGGUGCCGCAGCACCAGGACCUCCUGAGGACGGGGGGCGCUAGCGGAAAGAGUACGGACGAAGGCCAUCACCUGAAGAAGCAGCUUCAGACCAUGCAGAGGCUCCUGGGUCAACUCCAGGCCAGGUUCAUCCAGAUCUACGAGUAUCAGACUGAGUCUCAGGAGGACGUCAGGGAUGGGACGUUUUCAACAGGUGCAAUGGAGGACGACCACCAAAGUACUUGGAACAAAGGAUACCCGGAGACAGAGGUGUUUAUGGACCCUUACAGUGAGUUUAACAAUGGAGGGCCUUUAGAUAGAGGUCAUCUGGGGUGGAAGAAUCACAAGCAAACUGACUACAUCCACUCAAACCCAGACAAAGAAGACAAACUCCUAGCAGAUAUUCUCAAGUAUGAGCUCUCCAGAGCCGUAAACUCAAGCGUUGACUCGAUUUUCAAAAACAUAUCACAUACAUUAUUCAAGGCACCACAGCUACACAUCAAGGAUGGGGGAAUGGCGGAAACAGACGAUGAGCCCGUGUUCCUCAGCUCUCAUGAGCCAGCAUCAUCAUCCACCCACGUAGACAGCAUGUCACGACUCCCCCCGUGUUCCAAGAGUGGUAUGGCCCAACAACUACCAGAGAUUCAAACCGAGGCUCUAUCUCUGGUUGUUCAAAAGCCUGCUUCAAUGACUCGCCCAUGUUCUCUAAACCUGACAUUGAAAAGGCCUCUCCUCCUAUACAACCACCCCACUGAUCUACAGGAAGACCACCAAGUACUGGAUAACCUGAAACACAAUGGUUUCCAUCACGAUACCUUCGGAGGGCUCCCGUGUAGACCUACUACCAUGGGUCUACCUACCCCAGAGAUGGUUGACUUAUUGUGGGAUCCGGUCAAAGUGAAGUCCAAGGUGACCUCCAGGCCACCCAGGAGUCCACAGGUUCACCACCCCACAGCCACAGGGCAUAAUAUGCUUCUGGACAGUCUCGGUCUCCCUCACGUUAAGAUGGAGUAUGGUAGCUUUCAGAGUAUGGUGAAGAGGACCUCAUAUGUGCUGAAUGAGGGUCUGACCACACACCACCUGAAGAAAGCCAAGUUGAUGUUCUUCUAUACUCGCUACCCUAGCUCCAACGUGCUCACAGCCUUUUUCUCCGAUAUCCAGCUCACUCGGUGUAUCACGUCCCAGCUGAUCAAAUGGUUCAGUAACUUCAGAGAGUUCUACUAUAUUCAGAUGGAGAAGUUUGCCCGCCAGGCCCGAGUGAAGGGAGUUAACAGUGUGAGGGAUGUAGCAGUGACGAGAGACUCGGAGCUCUUCAGAGCCCUCAACAUGCAUUACAACAAGGCCAAUGACUUUCAGGUUCCUGACAGGUUCCUUGAAGUGGCUGAGAUCACACUACAGGAGUUUUACAUCGCCAUCUCCCUGGCCAGAGACUCAGACCCAUCCUGGAAGAAAGCCAUCUAUAAGGUCAUCAGUAAACUGGACAGUGACGUCCCGGCUGAAUUCAAAGCCCCCCUCACACCAUAGAAAGAAAGAGACAGAGGGAGGCUGCCUUAUUUAAAAACAAAGUGUAUUUUCCCGCAUGGGCCAUGUAUCGAAGCCAUGCUAAAAGUACAACAGCAGGACAGGGUACCCGGUGUUUCAAUAUAUGGUCAAUGUGGAAGGUUCUGUAAAUCGGUUUUGGUAAAACAGUAUAAGGUAAAUAAGCAUGGUUAACCCCAUUUCCCAUUCAGAGGUCCGCCGUGUGAAAUGUGUGGGUGGCUGUACAGUAGGCCUAUGUCACAGCUGCGUUUUUAUAUUCACAGUAGGAGGAUUGUAGAGCAAAUUGCAAUGUAGUUUCAAUAAAAUAAAAAAUAAAAUGAAUGUAUACAAUUUUGAUUGAUAUUUAGGCAUGCGUUGCUGUAGAAUCUAUUAAUUAAAUCCAUGUUGGCGCAUGUACAUUAUACACACAACUAUAGAGAGAAGUGGAUGCUAAUGUCAG
Oncorhynchus keta (chum salmon) is the source of this 2858-nucleotide messenger RNA. Its product is annotated as prospero homeobox protein 1-like. The transcript has 5 exons. Lineage: Eukaryota; Metazoa; Chordata; Actinopteri; Salmoniformes; Salmonidae. Gene Ontology annotation, molecular function: RNA polymerase II cis-regulatory region sequence-specific DNA binding; DNA-binding transcription factor activity, RNA polymerase II-specific. Bases 332 to 2404 code for a protein of 690 amino acids. Gene Ontology annotation, cellular component: nucleus. The record is from RefSeq and is a predicted model, not a curated record. Gene Ontology annotation, biological process: regulation of transcription by RNA polymerase II.